UUUGGGGAUUGAGAUGAGGGGAAGAGAGCAGAAGUGAUUUGGGGGUGACAGGCCUUAGGACUGUGGGGACCGCUCUAAAGAACACUGUGAUCCAAGACAAAGUGGCGAUGAUCUAAAACACACUCUCCUCUUACUGACAUGUUUACAUACCUAUGGGCACCUCCACCGUCAAGAUCUAGAACAUUCCCUCGCCCUUCUUCAUUCCUGGCUCAGCUUUGCCUCCCCCCUCCCCCCCCAGGUCCCUGGACAGCUCCUGACCUGUUCUGAUUGGUCUGGACUUUCCUGUCUGAGCCGGACAUGUGAGAUGCUUCUGGUGGGUGUGACGAUGGGGCAUUGAUUGUGUGGAGAAAGCCCUUCUGUGUAUCCACCCACCUGCGGACAGACUCCGGGCUCUUGUCCAGUUUGGAGCCUCUCGGAGUGGAGCCGCGGUGAGCUUCACUGAGUCCUGUUCAUCCAUCCUCCAGGCGUCAGGAAGACACUGCCAAGCUCUCUGGGGAUGCUGGGGAUGGUGGCACACGCCUGUAAUCCCAGGGCUUGAGAGGCUGAAGCAGGAGGAUGGCAAGUUCCAGGCCAGCGACAGAGCCACACCUGCUCUCCAACAGAAGGGGACAAAAGCUCUUCUACCGCUACCAGGACCUGGCCCCACAGCUCGUGCCCCUGGACUACACCAGCGGCCCCCGCGUGAAGGUGCCGUACGAGCUCAUUGGGAGCAUGCCAGAGCUGAAGGACAACCCCUUCCGCCAGAGGAUCGCGCAGGUCUUCUCCGAGGAGGGCGACGGCCACAUGACCCUGGACGACUUCCUGGACAUGUUCUCGGUGAUGAGCGAGAUGGCGCCCCGGGACCUGAAGGCCUACUACGCUUUCAGAAUCUACGACUUCAACGACGACGACUACAUCUGCGCGGGGGACCUGGAGCAGACGGUGCGGAGGCUGACGCGGGGCGAGCUGAGCCCUGAGGAGGUGCGGCUGGUGUGCGAGAAGGUUCUGGACGAGGCUGACGGGGACCACGACGGGCGGCUGUCGCUGGAGGACUUCCAGAACAUGAUUCUGCGGGCGCCCGACUUCCUCAGCACCUUCCACAUCCGCAUCUGACGCCCACGAGGAGAGGCCCGGGAGGCCGGGCCGGGGG
Molecule: messenger RNA, 1129 nt
Organism: Dipodomys ordii (Ord's kangaroo rat)
Lineage: Eukaryota; Metazoa; Chordata; Mammalia; Rodentia; Heteromyidae
Gene: Cib3
Product: calcium and integrin binding family member 3
Exons: 5
Coding region: 556-1092 (178 amino acids)
Molecular function (GO): calcium ion binding
Source: RefSeq, a predicted model, not a curated record